Messenger RNA from Fusarium pseudograminearum CS3096, 3015 nucleotides. RefSeq lists its product as uncharacterized. Gene Ontology annotation, cellular component: nuclear membrane; cytoplasm. NCBI's taxonomy places the organism in Eukaryota, Fungi, Ascomycota, Sordariomycetes, Hypocreales, Nectriaceae. The coding region runs from base 1 to 3015 and encodes 1004 amino acids. The transcript is spliced from 8 exons. The record is from RefSeq and is a predicted model, not a curated record. Gene Ontology annotation, biological process: protein import into nucleus.
AUGGCUGAAGACCAGAUCCCGACAUCGAUACCAGAGGUUGAGAGUCUCAUUUUAUCUCUGUAUCAGCCAAACCCCCCUGAGAUCAUCAAAAGAACGCAAGCUAUUCUGUCGCGACUUCAAGAUUCACCAGAAGCUUGGGGCCUUGCUCGUGAUUUGCUUGCAAGACCUGAAGAGCAGGUCAGGUUCUUCGGCGCACUCACCAUUGUCAUCAAACUCAAUAACGAGAGCACGUCUCUCACCCCUGAGAAUGCCGCUGAGUUACUGGUGGUGCUAAUAGGGAGAUACAUUGAUACACUUCGCAGUGGAACCUCACCAUUGGUCGCUCGGAAGCUUGCCUCGGCUCUCGCCACAUUUUUCCUUAACUUCCAUCAAGUUUGGGGUAGUUUCUGUCAUCAUCUCAUACUAUGCUUGGUCUCAGGCCAGUCAUGUCAACCAAGCGCUCUUAAUAAUGCUCCUGAUUCGUCUUCAUUGAUUGAGCGUAUGAACCCUUCGCAACUACAACCUGCUCUCUGGGUUUUGAGAAACGUGCUGGAGGAAGUUACCAAGAUCAACCUGAAUUCGCCUAAAAACAUUGGCGUCUAUGAUGCAAUUCUCGAAAAUCUGCCUGAUGCAGUGGCUCUAAUGAGUCGCGGCAUGUCGCCUCAAGUUACAAACGAAGCUGCCCACGAGGAUGCAAUCCAAUGCCUACAGUCAUGGGUGUGGUUUGCUCAAAAGUCAUCAUCACGAGACACCCGACUCUCUGAGCCCAUUGGACCGUUGAUUACAGCUGUCAUUACCUCCCUCACAAUCGACGAGCUUUACAGUGUAUCAGCAGAGCUGAUGACAGAUCUAUUAUCUAACUGCUUAUUGUUUUUGACUGAAUCACAUCUCGAGAGCCUCACUCAGCUCUUUGAUACUCCUUGGUUUCAGCGCCGUUAUCAGGAAUUGAUCCAGGGGGACUUUGACUUCGAACCUGUUCAGUUUGGUCAAUUAAUCCUCGCGUUCGGCGAAGCCAGGAUCGAUAUGUUGAUGCAAAGCAACGACAGUCGGUCCCAGAGGCUUCUGUCGAAUCUGUGCGGUCUACUUGCAGUGCAAGGCGAUCUUGUCGAAGACAGGAUCUUUGUUCCUGCCCUUGAGUUUUGGCUAACCUAUGCCGAGACUAUGACUGACUCGAUGUACAGUGACCCGGAGUCAGUCAAUACAUGGGUUCCGCAAGCACGCUCGCAUGCCUUGCAAGCUGUAUCGAACGCAUGGCAGAAAAUCGUCUACCCGCCUAUCAAAGAUUUCCUUUCUUGGGACUCUAACGAACGGAUGAGCUUCUCCAGUGCAAGAAAGGACGUUGUAGAUCUGCUUCAAUCUGUCUAUACCUUGGUAGGACCGCAACUUGUGGCGACGUUUGCAGACCUGGUGCUCGAAGCUUUGUCCAAAUCGGCAUGGUUGCAGCUUGAGGCCGCAGCCUUUUGUCUCGGUGGACUCGCGGAUUGCACCAGUGACGACAGUAGAUGCGACGAUGCGCUCGCAGUUGUUUUCAGGUCAUCCUUAUUCUCAACUUUACGAUCUGGACAGGGAGAAGUUCCUUCUAGAGUACGACAAACUUGUGUUGCUCUAAUUGAGCGCUAUACGGAAUAUUUCGAGCGAAAUAUUGCGGAGCUACACCCGGCCUUGAACUUCAUUUUCGGCUUUGUUGGAGAGCAUGCGAUGGCAAAUGCAGCAUCAAAGUCCAUACUUAGGCUGUGUGGUUCCUGCCGAAGUGCUUUGCACACUGAGGCCCAUGGCUUUUUGAACGAGUAUCAAAAUCUGGUAUCCGGAGAACGACUCGACUGUGCAGCCAGCGAAAAGGUCGUAGGCGGCAUUGCGGCAGUCAUUCAGGCAAUGCCCGAUCCAAGCCAGAAGUACUCGGCAUGUGCACGACUUCUCGGGUUUGUCCAGGCUGAUGUGCAGCGCUCUCUUGAACUGUUACAGUCGCCGCCUGACAAUCCCAUCCCCUGUUUUGGCCCUCCCCGUUACUGUGCAUACGCUGCUUCUGACGAGAACCCAGCUCUCCAUACCGCUUUGAGAUCUCUCAGAUGUCUUGCCAGCAUUGGCAAAGGCCUUCAAGCUUCAUCUGAGAUUUCAGUCGAUCUAGAGGGCGGCAAUACUAAUACUCAACCUGUGGAUCCUCAGCUUAUACAACUGCAAGAAACUAUCAUGUCUAUCAUUAGCCAGAUUCAAGCAUCGUUCAAUGGCAGCGGCGAAGUUGUAGAGCUAGUGUGCAGUGUCUUACGCAGCGGCUUCUCUGAGUCGGAGCCUGGCCCAUUCGUGCUACCAUCACACAGUGUUGCGCAGUAUUUGACAUAUCAAGGCGUCCAGACACCAAGAGUGGGUUUGCUUGUGAAGACGGCUUGCUCUUUCGUAAGCUCACUCGAGCACGAUGGGUUGGAGAACCAGCAGGAAAUGCUCAAUUCGGUGUUGCUUUGGGUGAUUGGACUGUUGAAGCAGCUACCUAGCCAUGAAGCAGACCCAGAACUCUCACAAAACGGUAUCGAUUUCGUUACACGUCUCCUGAAUAAACGCCCGAUCACCCUACUUCGCCUGGAACCUUCCAACGCCGCUGAAUUCUUCUUUCUCUUCACCCUCGAGGUAUUGGAUGGAAAGGAACCGCUCCCGAAAACAAGUGCAGCGGAGUUUUGGUCUGCCUUUGUGAGCAUCAAGUAUGAGUCCCAAGAGCUCAACGACAUCUCUCAACAAGCUAUGCAAAUGUUGGGUCCUUUACUAGCACAGAGUCUUGCUAGGAAUCUGGGGGGUAACGCAUCUAGAAGUGAGCUGGACAAGCUGAGCGAGCCCCUCAAAAAGCUUGUAGUACGACAUCCCACGGCUAAGAGCUGGCUCGAGUCGGGACUUGCACACGAGACCUUCCCCAGCGACAAGGUAUCGGCCCAGGACAAGGCAGUGUUUGUGAAAAAGGUUAUCAGUCUUCGAGGGGCGAGGGCUACAAACCAGGUAGUCAGGGACUUCUGGCAGUCAGCACGAGGCUCCAAUUUUGCUUACGCCUCAUAA